AUGAUUUUUUAAAAGUUAGAUAUAUUCUCUUCUCAGUUUUAUUUUAACACUGGUAUUCAUUAGGCAAAGAGAGGGACUUUCUUUGGAAGUCUGCUUUCAUUUACUGUAUUUACUACAACAAUUGCCUAUUUUGUUUACAUUUUUACGCAGUAUGUUACCAAUCAAAUUGACCCAAUCUUUAGAUCUUAAAGUAUAAUAAGUUAAAAUUUAAUUGAGACAGAUUUAAAUAAUGACUUAGUUGGGUUUAGAUUUGAAUAUGGCAGUAGUUCUUAUGAAGAAUUAUAUCCUAAAAACUAUACUUAUUUGGUAUAUUUAGCCUAUUUCUAAUACAGUACUCCUGAUGAUAGCAUACUAAUUCCGCUAAAUGUUACUGACUGUACCAAUCCUAAUCUUGAAGGAUUCAAAUGUCUGGAUUUUUCAAAUGUAAAAAACUAUACACUGCUUCUGAACACAGAUAAAAAUAUGAAAUCCACUGUUUUGAUAUAAACUUAUGGUUGCAGAGAUAUUGAUUCUUAGAAAACAACUAUUCCUGAUAAUUGUGCAGAUUAAUCUCUAAUUGAUAGCAUGAUUAAUGGUAUAAACUCUAUUUUGAGGUUUAAAAUUUACACAUCUCAAUAUAAUACCGCAACUCAAAAGAAAGAAGUAAACUAUAGAAACGCAUAUGUCUACACAGUAGCUAAUUAGUAAAUAGUAAGUCAAUUAAAAACCCAAAUUUAAAAUACUUAGAUAAAAUAAGGUUUAAUAGUGUAGUCAUCAACCAAUUUUACAUCUCCAAUUUAAUGGACUUAAUAAGAUUAAAGUAUUGAUAGAAAUUAUGCUCUUACAUAGAUUGGAGCAGGAGGAUAUAGUGUGAUGAUAUUAAUGGUCGAUGAGAUCAUUUAGCAUAUUCAAAUUUAAUACCCUACAUUACCUCAAGUUUUAGCGUUAGUAAGCAGUGUAUUUACUCUAUUAAUGAUGUUUGGAAUUUUUGGUAGAAUAGCCUCUUAAAAAUCAAUUUAGUAAGACUUAUUAAUGCUUUUCUUAAAGAGUAUAUAUCAAGAUAACUAUUUAGGUAUAUUUAAAAAAACUAAUAAUAACAACACUCUAAGCUAAUAAUAAUAAAUUCAAACAAAUCAAUAAAAUUUAGUUGAUGGAGAAUUAAGAUAAAGUGAGGCCAAAGAAACAGAUGAUGAUAAAAUUUAAGAAAAAGACUAGUAAGUAACUAUUCCAGCGUUUUAUAAUAGAUAAAAAAUAUCUUUGGACAUAGAAUAAUUAAGUAAUAAUAAUAAUAAUGAAAAUCUGCUAUUAUCGCCUAAUAAUUAUCAAUAAAAUAAUAAUAGUUAAUCACAACAACCACCAUAAUCAACAGAAUCGAUAUAUUAAUUAAUUUUUGAAAAUAAUAUAAUUGAUGAAAUUAAUUAAGAAAACUCAAAUAAUAAUAGGCAUACAAUUAAUGAAAUAGAAUCUGAUAAUUAAUAGUCAGAAAGAAAUCAAAUAAAAUAUAAUUUUAAUAAUCGGAUUAGCAAGCUAUAAUUUAAACCUUAAAAUAAGAAGCUCGAUGGUAUUAAUAGUAAAAAAGAAGACCUGAUGGAUAAUUUGAAAGCCAUUUAAGAUAUCAACUGCUCCAACAAAACACAAUAAUUAAGAAUUAUAAGAGAAAAAAUGGAGGUUAUAAAUAAAAAGCAACUAUAAAAUAUUGAGUAGUAAAUAAGAAAAGAAUUGAAUAUUUUUAACUUCAUUAAGGAUAUCAUCUUACUAAAGAAAGCUAUUAUGAUGAUACUAACUAAAGAAUAACUAGCAGCUCUCCAUCUUGUAGGUUGUUCUUCAAGUUACUUAAACGUAGAUUUAAAUAAUGUUGAUUCUGAUAUAGAUGAAUUAGAACAAAAGUUAAAUUUAAGCCACUAUGAAAAGCAGUUAGCCAUUUUAUAGUCAGAGAAGUUCUAAAGUUAGUACUUUCAAGAUUUCUUAUCAAAAUGCUCUGAUGAAGAAAAUAUAAACGAAAUAGAUAUGAAAAUUUUAUCAUCAAUAUAAAAAUGUCACUUAAAUUGA
Molecule: messenger RNA, 2028 nt
Organism: Tetrahymena thermophila SB210
Lineage: Eukaryota; Ciliophora; Oligohymenophorea; Hymenostomatida; Tetrahymenidae
Product: transmembrane protein, putative
Exons: 4
Source: RefSeq, a predicted model, not a curated record